Molecule: messenger RNA, 1481 nt
Organism: Lytechinus variegatus (green sea urchin)
Lineage: Eukaryota; Metazoa; Echinodermata; Echinoidea; Temnopleuroida; Toxopneustidae
Exons: 5
Coding region: 84-692 (202 amino acids)
Source: RefSeq, a predicted model, not a curated record
UUUGCACAUUCAUUGACAACGUACACCUAUACAUUCAAGGAAUCGGAGUUUGUUGUUGCAAGAGUUAUACAAGAAACAAAGUAAUGACGAGUGGCAAGAAAGAGAAGCUGAAGGACGAACCACGUCCGCAACCUGACAUCGUCUGGACAGAGAUGACUCGGGCACUAGCCCAGGUGGUCAUUGGUAACCUCAUGAUCAUCCUCGGGGCUGGUUCAAUCAGUUACUACUGUUACCUGUAUUAUGUGUCAGCUGGGAUCUGGGUCGGCCUUACGGUGAUGGCCACAGGCAUCGUUGGCGUUAUACAUGCAUCUCGAAGUUCAUACGGAGUGGAAUACACCUACAGUAUCAUGUUGGUCAUCGCUAUGACCUUCGCCGUGACCUUGUUCGGGGUCGAGGUCGCCGCCUACGUCUACGACAGUCGAGAUUGUGACAAACCCAUAUUCGGCAACCACACUACCACCGCUGCACCCACCACCACAUCACCCCCGUGGUCGCCCUAUCCAACCCACUACCACUGGCCAUCUUCGUGUAUCAUGGAGUGCGUCUACAUCCAUGCAGCCGAAGGUGUAUUGAGUCUCCUGGAAUUCGCGGGGGCGAUCGUUUGCAUCUACUACCUAUUCCAGGCGAAGAAGAAGGCAGCACCUCCUCCUUACGAGCCUAUGAUGCCAGACCCAAUCCCUUACAAGGCUUAAUCAACAACUUUGGGCAUUUAAUCAAUACCACGCACCUUCUUCUACCUAUGUGGGCCUAUACUACAAAAACUACCCAACUAAUAUUUGCUUUUACUUUUCAUUCAUUUUACAUAAAAGUUUGUAAAAGUCAUGGUCGAAAAUGAAUCAAAUUAAUUUAAAAAUUGUGCAAGUAAAAUCGUCAAAUUUGAACUUCGGGAAAAGAAACUGCUUUAUUUUUUUUCGAUUUUUUUUAAACUGCAAACAUUUUGUUGGUAUUAAAGGAAAAUCACUUUCACUAAAAAUAUCUCUUGAAAUGACAUUACUACAAUUCGAAAUUAACUCCGUUUUAUACAGAGCUUGUACUGAAUAAAUGGCUUUAAGAAUUAAUAAAUAAAUAAAGCUUUCGACUUUUUAAUUUAAUACUUCUGACUUCUUCGAUGGUAUUUCGUGUCUUAAUGAAUGCUCGUGUUGAAGAGUCGCAUACAGGCAGUGUAUGAGAAUAAUUGGUUUACACGUCAGCAUAAUUUUAUCGCCAAUGACGUUUUUAGCUUUGGGAAGUGACUGUCAGAUAUUAAAUACAGACCAGAAAGAGUUAUUUGAAAUAUGAAUGUCAAUCUUAUUAUUCCCUCUCAUCUCAAAAACUCCCCAAACGCGAAAAAUAAAUGCUAUUACACUGUUAUGUUACAGCCCGAGCGUAAUUUGAAAGGCGAGUGGGAUUAGACUGGGGUCCAGCUUAGGUCUUAUAUUGGUUGGCACACAUUACUAUUACCGAAUUAUUCCGUCAUUAAAAUCACCCGAAGAAAGGGUGUA